AUGCCAGACUUUCCGAGGCGUGAUGACUAUCCCAAGGUUCCAGACCCUGCUUUCCCGGACAGGAUGGUGUCGACGAAGCAGGCGAACCGCCCAUUCCUGAAUUACACCGAGUAUCGCACGAAACGCGAGGCGGAGCAUGCGGCCUGGCUCGAACGCAAGAAGGAGCGGGGGGAGAGGCUCGCGAAGGGAGAGGAGGUAGGCCCGGAGGAGCCAGAUCCGACUGAAGAGCCGGAGGUGGGGUGUCUGGGCCUGCUGAAGUUCAUCCUCUACGCGACCGUGUUCGCCCUCCUUGCCGGCAAGUUCAUCACGGGCAGCUUCCUCUGGGAGCAGCAACUGCCAAAUUUCAGAAGUGGAUCCCGGUCAACCAAUCAACGGCUCUUCUCCGAACGCAUGCUCGCGACGUUUGAUGGGUCGGACAAUGCGAAGCCUAUCUAUCUUGCCAUCGAUGGUGAUGUAUACGAUGUAAGCCCGGGUCGCCUAACCUACGGCCCAGGCGGCCCCUACCAUAUGUUCGCUGGGAAGGACGCUGCGCGGGCCUAUGGGACCGGUUGCUUCAGCACGCAUAUUACACAUGACCUUCGUGGGCUAAGCGAGGACGAGCUGAAGGGCGUCGAGAAGUGGAAGCGGUUCUACGCGAAUGGUAAGAAGUACGUCAAAGUUGGGCGAGUCUCGCAUCCCCCGAUCGACCCAGCCAGCCCGAUUCCGGAGCACUGUGAUCCGAAGAAGGCGAAGGCACGGCGCGAGAGCCACAGACGGAUGUCGCUUAGGCCGGAAGCAUCAUAG
Molecule: messenger RNA, 783 nt
Organism: Fomitopsis serialis
Lineage: Eukaryota; Fungi; Basidiomycota; Agaricomycetes; Polyporales; Fomitopsidaceae
Product: cytochrome b5-like heme/steroid binding domain-containing protein
Exons: 7
Coding region: 1-783 (260 amino acids)
Cellular component (GO): membrane; endomembrane system
Source: RefSeq, a predicted model, not a curated record